Molecule: messenger RNA, 962 nt
Organism: Neofelis nebulosa (Clouded leopard)
Lineage: Eukaryota; Metazoa; Chordata; Mammalia; Carnivora; Felidae
Gene: MYD88
Product: MYD88 innate immune signal transduction adaptor
Exons: 5
Coding region: 72-962 (296 amino acids)
Biological process (GO): innate immune response; defense response to Gram-positive bacterium; Toll signaling pathway
Cellular component (GO): plasma membrane
Molecular function (GO): TIR domain binding; Toll-like receptor binding
Source: RefSeq, a predicted model, not a curated record
GCGGUAAAGGAAGGAGGAAGAGCGGACCGGCUGCGCGACUCGACAGCGCUGAGGCUCCGCGGUAGCCCGCCAUGGCCGCCGGAGGCUCCCGCGCGGGGUCCGCGUCCCCCAUCCCCUCGGCGUCCUCCCUGCCUCUAGCUGCCCUCAACGUGCGAGUGCGGCGCCGCCUGUCGCUGUUCCUGAACGUGCGGACGCAGGUGGCGGCCGACUGGACGGCGCUGGCUGAGGAGAUGGGCUUCGAGUACUUGGAGAUCCGGCAGCUGGAGGCGCAUGCCGACCCCAUGGGCAAGCUACUGGACGACUGGCAGGGACGCCCGGGAGCCUCGGUGGGCCGUCUGCUGGAGCUGCUCACCAAGCUGGGCCGCGAUGACGUGCUGGUGGAACUGGGGCCCAGCAUCGAGGAGGAUUGCCAGAAGUAUAUUCUGAAACAGCAGCAGGAGGAGUCUGAGAAGCCCUUACAGGUGGCUGCUGUAGAUAGCAGUGACCCACGGACAUCAGAGCUGGCGGGCAUCACCACGCUUGAUGACCCCUUGGGGCAAAUGCCGGAGCGUUUUGAUGCCUUCAUCUGCUACUGCCCCAGCGAUAUCCAGUUUGUUCAGGAGAUGAUCCGGCAGCUGGAACAGACAGAUUAUCGGCUGAAGUUGUGUGUGUCUGAUCGCGAUGUCCUCCCUGGCACGUGUGUCUGGUCCAUCGCCAGUGAGCUCAUUGAGAAGAGGUGCCGCCGGAUGGUGGUGGUGGUCUCUGAUGAUUACCUGCAAAGCAAGGAAUGUGACUUCCAGACUAAGUUUGCGCUCAGCCUCUCUCCCGGUGCCCAUCAGAAGCGACUGAUCCCCAUCAAGUACAAGGCAAUGAAGAAAGAGUUCCCCAGCAUCCUGCGGUUCAUCACUGUCUGCGACUACACCAACCCUUGCACCAAGUCCUGGUUCUGGACCCGCCUUGCCAAGGCCCUGUCCCUGCCCUGA